UGCAUUUCAUAGCCUCCUGGAAAGAGCGCAAAAUGGCCUCAUUCGUCCUGAAGAGUGUCCUCUUUUUUGUAGCCGUCUUUUCCAUUUGUUUAAUGGCUCAAGCUAGUGACCCAGAUAUCUUGUCUGACUUCAUUGUUCCUGUAGGAAGCGCCAUAGAUGGGAACUUAUUUACCUUCAAUGGUACGCGUGGAAUUUUUGGCAGCGUCAUUGAAAAGUUCAAAGUGACAAAAGCUAGCAAGGCAGAGUUUCCUGUUUUGGAUGGCCAGAGUGUUUCAUUAGCAGUACUUCAAUACCCGGGAGGAGGUGUCAACCCUCCCCACACCCACCCUCGUGCAGCUGAACUGUUAUUCGUCGUUCAAGGUAGCCUCGAGGUUGGAGUUGUAGACACGACUAACAAGCUUUAUACUCAGACUCUACAAGUUGGUGACUUGUUUGUGUUCCCUAAAGGACUAGUGCACUAUCAGUAUAAUUCUGAUUGGAAUAAAUCAGCUACAGCCGUUUCUGCUUUUGGUAGCGCGAUUGCUGGAACUGUUUCACUUCCUACAACAUUGUUUGAUACAGGGAUCGAUGAUCAGAUUCUCGCCAAGUCCUUCAAGUCUGAUAUUGCUACUAUACAGAAGAUCAAGGCUGGUCUUUCACCUUAGGCAAUUUUCU
Molecule: messenger RNA, 654 nt
Organism: Lycium barbarum (goji berry)
Lineage: Eukaryota; Viridiplantae; Streptophyta; Magnoliopsida; Solanales; Solanaceae
Product: germin-like protein 9-3
Exons: 1
Coding region: 33-644 (203 amino acids)
Cellular component (GO): cell wall
Molecular function (GO): manganese ion binding
Source: RefSeq, a predicted model, not a curated record